AUGAGCCUGUCAAGGGUAUUAGUGCCCGCCGCUCUAAGGUUGGGCCCCAAAAUGAUGCCCAGGGCAAUAGCCCUUGGAUCCAGAUUGCCAAGAAGUACGUUAUUAUAUUCUUUAAGAGGGCCUCUGUCUCAUGGCCGUUUCUAUGGUACUGAUAAUAAAGAUAGAAAGGACCAAACGGAAAAGAAGACUGAAAAUGAAUCAGAACAGCAAAAACAGAAUCAGCUGAAUAAACAGCAGCAGCAGCAGCAGCAGCAAAAAGAGUUUAAAGGCCCAGUUUCGCAUGCUGUGCUAGCUGCAAAGGAACAAGAAGCCAACAAGGAUUUGAUGAACCCAGAUGCUCAAGCUGCAUUUUACAAACUUCUGUUACAGUCGAAUUAUCCACAAUAUGUUGUUUCCAGAUUUGAAACUCCAGGGAUAGUAUCUUCACCAAAUUGUUUAGAACUUUACAUGGAAGCCCUACAAAGGAUAGGAAGACACGCCGAAGCUGAUACCGUUAGACAAACUCUUUUAACGGCAAGCUCUGCGGGUGCAGUUAACCCAUCAUUGGCAUCUUCGUCUACUUCGUCUCCUGCGUAUCAUGGUACUUUCCCCUCCUUGUAUUCACCUUUUCAUGGUACUCGUAAGGAGCCUCUACAUGUGGUGGUUACAGAAUCUACUUUCACCGUUGUUUCUAGAUGGGUUAAAUGGUUAGUGGUACUGGGUCUUCUAACAUAUGGUGUGUCCGAAGCUUUCAAAUACAUUUCUGAAAAUACCUCUUUAUUGAAAUCAUCUGAAGUGGCCGAUAAGUCCGUAGAUGUUGCCAAAACUAACGUUAAAUUCGAUGAUGUUCACGGUUGUGAUGAAGCUCGUGCUGAAUUGGAAGAGAUUGUUGAUUUUUUGAAGGAUCCUGCCAAGUACGAAUCUUUAGGUGGUACUUUACCUAAGGGUGUUCUUUUAACAGGACCUCCAGGUACUGGUAAAACGCUUUUGGCAAGGGCUACCGCCGGUGAAGCUGGCGUAGAUUUCUUCUUUAUGAGCGGAUCAGAAUUUGAUGAGGUAUACGUCGGUGUUGGUGCUAAGCGUGUUCGUGAGCUUUUCUCACAGGCACGUUCUAGAGCACCCGCCAUUGUCUUCAUCGAUGAAUUGGAUGCUAUUGGUGGUAAGCGUAACCCUAAGGAUCAAGCAUAUGCUAAACAAACUUUGAAUCAAUUGUUAGUGGAAUUAGAUGGGUUCUCACAAAGCAGUGGUAUCAUUAUCAUUGGUGCUACCAACUUUCCUGAAUCCUUGGAUAAGGCAUUGACUAGACCUGGUAGAUUUGACAAAUUGGUUAAUGUAGAUCUACCCGAUGUUCGUGGUCGUGCUGACAUCUUGAAACAUCACAUGAAGAAAAUCACCUUGGCUAAUGAUGUUGAUCCUACCCUUAUCGCUCGUGGUACUCCCGGAUUGUCAGGUGCCGAAUUGGCCAAUUUGGUCAAUCAGGCUGCUGUUUAUGCUUGUCAAAAGAAUGCAAUCUCUGUAGAUAUGUCGCAUUUCGAAUGGGCAAAGGACAAGAUUCUGUUAGGUGCUGAAAGGAAGACUAUGGUUUUAACCGAGGCUUCGAGAAGAGCUACGGCUUUUCAUGAAGCUGGUCAUGCUAUCAUGGCUAUGUAUACCCCAGGAGCUACACCAUUGUACAAGGCUACCAUCCUUCCUCGUGGUGGUGCGUUAGGUAUAACGUUCCAACUGCCAGAGAUGGACAAAGUGGACAUCACUAGAAGAGAAUGUUUGGCACGUUUGGAUGUUUGCAUGGGUGGUAAAAUUGCUGAAGAAGUUAUUUAUGGUAAGGAAAAUACGACGAGUGGUUGUGGUUCCGAUUUGCAAAGUGCCACAGGUACCGCUAGAGCUAUGGUGACGCAAUACGGUAUGGGUGAGAAUCUCGGUCCUGUAAACUUAGCAGACAAAUGGGAUACGUGGUCUGACAAGAUACGUGACACUGCUGAUAAUGAAGUUUUAAAACUGUUGAGAGAAUCAGAAGAGAGAACAAAGAAAAUUUUGAAAGAAAGGAGUGUUGAAUUACACAGAUUAGCAGAAGGGUUGAUAACGUAUGAGACAUUAGAUGCAAAGGAAAUGGACAGAGUUUGCAAUGGAGAAGAACUAAAUAAGCUGAAGUCAUCUUCCAAUACAGUGGUUGAGGGGCCUGAUAGUGACGAACGUAAGGAUGUUGGUGAUGAUAAACCCAAGAGACCAGCUCUAAUCAAUGCAUGA
This is a messenger RNA of Zygosaccharomyces rouxii, 2223 nucleotides long. It is a transcript of the gene YME1, whose product is annotated as i-AAA protease YME1. Gene Ontology annotation, cellular component: mitochondrial inner membrane. Gene Ontology annotation, molecular function: ATP-dependent peptidase activity; ATP binding; ATP hydrolysis activity. Bases 1 to 2223 code for a protein of 740 amino acids. Gene Ontology annotation, biological process: protein quality control for misfolded or incompletely synthesized proteins; mitochondrion organization. The transcript has a single exon. NCBI's taxonomy places the organism in Eukaryota, Fungi, Ascomycota, Saccharomycetes, Saccharomycetales, Saccharomycetaceae. The record is from RefSeq and is a predicted model, not a curated record.